AUGGCUUCCUCCAUUAUUCUAAAUCUCCUUGUCCUGCUUUCUCCAAUCUUCUUCGUUUCCACAUUUGCUCUCAAUGACACAUCUUCUACUUCUGUAGAUACCCAUCUCUCUUCCCUAAGAAUCUUUUGCAAUAACAAACCAUACCCUGAUGCCUGUUUUAACUCAUUGAAGCUUUCCAUCUCUAUCGACAUUGAUACAAACCUCAUCAGUUAUCUCUUCCACACCCUCCAAACUGCAAUAUCAGAAGUCGAAAAGCUAACCAAUCUAUUCUUGAGUGCUGGUGGGUCAAAUGAUAUAAUUGAAAAACAAAGAGGUACAAUCCAAGAUUGCCAAGAACUCCACCAAAUCACAUUGUCUGCCUUGCAAAGAAUAUCAGUUUCAAGAAUCAAAUCAGGCGAUUCUCGUAAGCUAGCAGAUGCAAGAGCCUACCUUAGUGCAGCACUCACAAACAAGAAUACUUGCUUGGAGGGACUAGAUUCUGCAUCCGGUCCAUUGAAGACUCUCCUAGUCGAUUCAUUAACCAGUACGUACACCCAUGUUAGUAACUCUCUUUCAAUGCUCCCUAAGCAAGUUCCUAAAAAGGGUCGUAAAAAUCGCCGCUUGUUAGGAUUUCCAAGAUGGAUAUCGAAGAAAGAUGGUCGAAUUUUGCAGAGUGAUGCCGAUGAAUAUGAUUCAAGCCAAGUGAUUACAGUAGCCGCAGAUGGAACUGGAAAUUUCACUACCAUCGCGGAUGCUAUAAACUUUGCUCCAAGUGAUAGUGAAUAUAGAAUAUUCAUCUGUAUCAAACAAGGGGUAUACAAGGAGAAUGUAGAAAUCCCAAAAAAUAAGCCUAAUAUCGUUCUGCUUGGAGAUGGAAAUGAUGUCACAUUCAUUACUGGUAGCAGAAGUGUAGCUGAUGGCUGGACUACUUUCAGAUCUGCAACUCUUGGUGUUUCUGGUGAUGGUUUUCUAGCCAGGGACAUAACCAUUGACAACACGGCAGGAGCAGAGAAGCAUCAAGCAGUUGCCCUUCGCAUAAACGCAGACCUAGCAGCAAUGUAUGCAUGUACGAUUAAAGGGCACCAAGACACACUAUACGUGCACUCAUUUCGACAAUUUUAUCGAGAAUGUGACAUUUCAGGGACUAUAGAUUACAUAUUUGGCAAUGCUGCUGCAGUGUUCCAGGGAUGUAACAUCAUCUCCAGAAUGCCAAUGCCCGGCCAAUUCACCGUCAUCACCGCCCAGUCUCGAGAUAGCCCAGACGAAGACACAGGAAUUUCAAUACAGAAUUGUUCGAUUGUGGCUACAGAUGAUUUGAACUCUGCUUAUAAGAGCAGACGUGUCAAAAAUUAUCUAGGGAGGCCAUGGCAGGUGUACUCCAGGACAGUCAUUCUCGAGUCUUUCAUUGAUGGUUUUAUCGAUCCGGCGGGGUGGAUUGAAUGGUCUGGGGAUGAUCAAGACACAGAUGAUUUAUAUUACGGAGAGUAUGAAAAUAACGGAGGUGGGUCUGCUACAGAUGAUCGAGUAAAUUGGCAAGGGUAUCACUUAAUGGAUGAUUACGAUGCCAAUGAUUUUACUGUAUCAAAUUUCAUCGCUGGUGAUGAGUGGCUAGAUUCCACUUCGUUUCCUUACGAUGAUGGGGUUUAA
This is a messenger RNA of Hevea brasiliensis (rubber tree), 1626 nucleotides long. RefSeq names its product probable pectinesterase/pectinesterase inhibitor 12. The transcript is spliced from 2 exons. Gene Ontology annotation, molecular function: pectinesterase activity; pectinesterase inhibitor activity. Gene Ontology annotation, biological process: cell wall modification. The record is from RefSeq and is a predicted model, not a curated record. Lineage: Eukaryota; Viridiplantae; Streptophyta; Magnoliopsida; Malpighiales; Euphorbiaceae. The coding region runs from base 1 to 1626 and encodes 541 amino acids.